Messenger RNA from Annulohypoxylon truncatum, 606 nucleotides. RefSeq lists its product as uncharacterized. The transcript has 3 exons. The coding region runs from base 1 to 606 and encodes 201 amino acids. Gene Ontology annotation, molecular function: RNA binding. Lineage: Eukaryota; Fungi; Ascomycota; Sordariomycetes; Xylariales; Hypoxylaceae. The record is from RefSeq and is a predicted model, not a curated record.
AUGUCUGACACGAAUCACGACGAGCGGGAUGUCCCCGGUGAGGACCCCAUGGUCAACGAAGAGGGUAACGAUGAAGAGGAGAUCACUGCCAUGAAGAAACGCGUCGCCGAGAUGGAACAAGAAGCUGCCAAGCUAAGAGAGAUGCAUGCUGCCUUGGAAGAGCGAGGUCAGGAAGUUUCUGAAGACCGAUCCGACGUAGAUAGCCGAAGCAUCUUUGUUGGAAAUGUCGAUUACUCUGUCUCUCCCGAGGAAAUCCAAGCCCACUUCCAGAGCUGCGGCUCUAUCAACCGCGUCACCAUCCUACUCGACAAAUUCACCGGUCAGCCAAAGGGAUAUGCCUACGUUGAGUUUACUGAACCCAGCCUUGUCGCUCAGGCCCUGGUGUUGAACGACAGCGUCCUUAAGGGACGGAACAUCAAGGUCACUCCGAAGCGGACCAACAUUCCGGGUCUGAGCCGUGGCCGGGGAGGCCGCGGCCGUGGGGGAUUUGGUGGCCCGGGACGAGGUGGAUAUAUGGGUGGAAGAGGAGGAUAUAUGCCACGAGGAGGAUUCUACCGUGGCGGUUACCGAGGACGAGCACGAGGUGGUGGAUUUAACCCUUACUGA